UUAGGUUUAAUGUUAAGUGCAACGUAACUAAAAAUGAAUUUGUCUAUUCGGUUUCUUACAUUUAUUCUGUUCAUUUGAAAUUUAAAGAUAUAAAUAGUUUAGUCGAAGAAAAAUGUGCAAAGCUUAACGUUUAAGUUUAACACAAUUCAAUUAUGAGAAAUACGAAAAAAAGGAAGAAAAGAAAAGUAGCUUUUUCAGAUAAUUAUUCACAAUUCUUUGGCGAGUAUUUCGAGACGACUCCAAGUGGAGGAUAUAACGGGCCGACGACCAUUCAGUUAACACUCGUGUUGCACCAUUAAGUUUUAAUCGUUCAAAGAAGUGGUAUCCAUCUUCAUCCUAAACGUGUUAUUCACCGUCAACGAAUUUCGUGUUUAAUUAUUUUACAACAUACGUAAUUACGUUUAAUACAGUUAAUUAUUCUUACGUGAUCAAAAUGCGCGAGUGUAUAUCUAUUCAUGUCGGUCAAGCUGGUGUUCAAAUUGGAAACGCUUGUUGGGAACUUUAUUGUUUGGAACAUGGAAUACAACCAAAUGGGCAAAUGCCAUCAGAUAAGAUGUUUGGUGCAGGUGGCGAUGAUAGUUUUAGCACUUUCUUCAGUGAAACCAGCGCUGGAAAACAUGUACCUAGAGCAGUAUUUGUUGAUUUGGAACCUACAGUAGUUGAUGAAGUCCGAAUGGGAACGUACAAACAUCUUUUUCACCCUGAACAACUGAUCACCGGCAAAGAAGAUGCUGCGAAUAAUUAUGCACGUGGUCAUUAUACGAUAGGCAAAGAAAUUGUUGAUCUAGUUAUUGAUCGAACACGUAAACUAGCUGAUCAAUGUACAGGAUUACAAGGAUUCCUUAUUUUUCAUUCGUUCGGUGGCGGUACUGGAUCGGGCUUUGCUUCUUUAUUAAUGGAGCGCCUUUCUGUCGAAUAUGGAAAAAAGUCUAAAUUAGAAUUUGCAAUUUACCCGGCUCCGCGGGUUUCCACGGCAGUUGUUGAACCGUACAAUUCCAUUCUCACCACUCAUACAACUCUCGAACAUUCGGAUUGUGCUUUUAUGGUCGAUAACGAAGCAAUUUAUGAUAUUUGCCGACGCAAUCUAGAUAUUGAGAGACCAACUUAUACUAAUCUUAAUAGGCUGAUCGGACAGAUUGUAUCUUCGAUAACAGCCUCGUUGCGAUUUGACGGUGCUUUAAAUGUAGAUUUAACCGAGUUUCAGACGAAUUUAGUUCCUUAUCCAAGAAUCCACUUUCCUUUGGUUACUUAUGCCCCUGUAAUAUCCGCUGAAAAAGCGUAUCAUGAACAGCUCUCGGUUGCAGAAAUCACUAACGCAUGCUUCGAACCAGCAAAUCAAAUGGUUAAGUGUGAUCCCAGGCAUGGAAAAUAUAUGGCUUGUUGUAUGCUGUACAGAGGUGACGUUGUGCCGAAAGAUGUAAAUGCCGCGAUCGCUACCAUUAAAACGAAGCGAACGAUACAAUUCGUAGACUGGUGCCCAACUGGAUUCAAAGUUGGUAUUAAUUAUCAACCACCUACAGCUGUACCUGGUGGAGAUUUAGCUAAAGUGCAACGUGCAGUUUGCAUGUUGUCUAAUACAACAGCUAUCGGUGAAGCUUGGGCUCGCCUUGAUCAUAAGUUUGACCUUAUGUAUGCGAAAAGAGCUUUCGUUCAUUGGUAUGUUGGUGAAGGCAUGGAAGAGGGUGAAUUUUCCGAAGCUCGCGAAGAUCUUGCAGCUCUUGAAAAGGACUACGAAGAAGUGGGAUUAGAUUCUAACGAUGUAGAUGCAGACAUUAUCAACGAAUACUGAAUUCGAUUUACUUUGUUUAUAAAUUUUAACCUAGAACAUCUUCCAAUACUUUUCUCGUUUUUCUGCACCUCCUCUAUGUCUUUCUUCCAAGUGUCUGCUUGCGAUAGUGUUUUACAAACAGUAGACAGACACUUUUGUCGCAUCACGCGUUGUUAAAAUGAACUAGAUAUCGAAUUCGCAACGAUGAAACGUAAAUAGAUUUUGAAAAGAAAACAUUACGAUACGCCAUAAGACGCGAAUAAAAAUAUAUAUAGAAAGAGGGCAUAAGAUAACGUGUACCAACUUGACUAGAAUAGUAUGGAAAAGGAUAGGAAUAUUGAAAAACACGAUGUAAUGCAUUCUCAUGCAUCUUUCAUCGUUAAUUAGAAAUGUAUUUCUUUUGUUCUGUUUCGUUUUAUUGCAUUACACAAACGGGGCUGGGGAGGCAAAAUUAAAUAGCGGAUUAAAUAGUUCAGCGCGACGCUUUAACAAAUUAAAAA
Eufriesea mexicana is the source of this 2268-nucleotide messenger RNA. RefSeq names its product tubulin alpha-1 chain. The coding region runs from base 434 to 1789 and encodes 451 amino acids. Gene Ontology annotation, molecular function: GTP binding; structural constituent of cytoskeleton. The record is from RefSeq and is a predicted model, not a curated record. Gene Ontology annotation, cellular component: microtubule. Lineage: Eukaryota; Metazoa; Arthropoda; Insecta; Hymenoptera; Apidae. The transcript is spliced from 3 exons. Gene Ontology annotation, biological process: microtubule-based process.